Orbicella faveolata is the source of this 1696-nucleotide messenger RNA. Its product is annotated as putative skeletal organic matrix protein 5. NCBI's taxonomy places the organism in Eukaryota, Metazoa, Cnidaria, Anthozoa, Scleractinia, Merulinidae. The record is from RefSeq and is a predicted model, not a curated record.
CUUCAUGUCUGGCUAUUCUGCAAUUCCAUAUCAAACGUUCCAUAGUUAUUUGACUUAAUAGACGGUAAAUAAGCAAUUAGUCGCUUAUCAACUUUAAACAGUUUAAUUAUACCCUGUAGACUUCAAAGAAAAAGAAGACACUAACUUGUAGCUACUGGGAACAUUAAUUAGCUCAAUGGUGAGCUUCUCUGGGACUUUCGUCCGCACUGUAUACUAGCAAAUGAAACAAAGGAUUUGGUACCGGGAACUUGGUGCUGUCAAUCAAUAUCAAACGAUCAUCAAAAUAGCGUCGAACAGAAGGCCUUGCGCAGCAGGUAACAAAAGAGAGCGAAUCUGCGCACCAGAAUAAUUUGCAUGAUUUCCUUCGACAAAAAAAGCUUGUUAAAAUGUUUUUUUCACAAAUUAGCUAACGUCCUCAACAUAUCCAGCCAAAAGAAACGAUGGAAACAAUAAAAGACUUAUAAGCCUCCUUUUCAUCAAAUAAAUUAAAACUCAAGAACCAAGAAUGCUCAGAACAUGCAAACGAAAGAUUGUGAUGCUACCGUUUACGACUAAAACUACAGGUAAACAGUUACUUAUAAGAUGUUUACAAGCUUAAGAGUGGAAAUUAAACCACGAAUGUGUAACAAAAGGUUCUAAACAGGUGGUAAAAUAAUUAUUUUAACACAAUAGCGUUUUUAAAAGGUCAAAGGAACCCGACUUUUGUAUCUAUGGCUAUUUCAGAAGCUCUUUGGUAGUGCAAUUCUGCUAUUUCAUAACACACGUGGCCUAGGUUAUUUGACUUGAUGGGUGGUAAUAAAAACUUUAACGCUCAAUAUUUUGGAACAAGUACCUAUGGUUAUUUCACUUUAUUCUAAAACAUUAAAACAAUGUUAUUUUGAAGCGAGCUUGCUAUUGGUUGUUUGGUUCUAGCAAAGUAAAGAACCAAUCAUAAACUGGGAACUGAUUGACAUACUCAUUCUCCGCUCAAGAAGAAAGAAAACAUCUAAGCCUGUGUGAGGAGAAAAUGAUUUUUAAUGUAAGCAGUAAUAGAAGGGUUUAUAAACAACGGACUCUUCAAAUGCUAACUUAUCAGUUCUCAUUGAAAGCCCUACCUACCGUUCAGUUCCAAGUCUAGACAAUGAUACCGUUGAAACUCGCUGAAGUUAUUUGUCUGGUGUAUUUAACCAUUUUCGUUAGCGCUGGUAAAAAGCCACAAAUUUGCCAGACUGUUCUUCAAAAGUUGAACAAGCUGGAAUGCCCAAGUCAAGCGACGGACAACUGCGACCACCAUGGUCCAAGUUCAUGCAAAGAGAUCUAUGACAACGAUCACCCAACCGAAAACAAAGCAUACAUGCUCCAGUUUGGUUAUAAGAAGCUUCCUGUCUACUGCUACAUGGUUGGCGAUGACCUUGGCGAAUGUGGUGGCGGAGGAUGGACGCUGGUCAUGAAAAUUGACGGCGCUAAGGUACAAUGUAACCGUUUACUUUGCGAAUAGAUCUCAACAUAGUCCAAAUUUUACAGUUACGCAGUUAACUAAAAUCAAUAUUUGACCUAGAAAUUUUCUAACUGUGUUUAAAGAAGAUUUAGAGUGGAGUCGUCAAUGGUAGGGUUGUUUAUUCUCUAAGCGAAGACGUUAAUACAUUCCGUCUUUGUUUUCUUCGACGUUACAGCCAGUUUAAUUCAACUCCAUAGACACAUCAUGCAUUUAGCAAGU